Acipenser ruthenus (sterlet) is the source of this 4545-nucleotide messenger RNA. Its product is annotated as ras-related protein Rab-1A-like. Bases 297 to 899 code for a protein of 200 amino acids. The transcript is spliced from 6 exons. NCBI's taxonomy places the organism in Eukaryota, Metazoa, Chordata, Actinopteri, Acipenseriformes, Acipenseridae. The record is from RefSeq and is a predicted model, not a curated record. Gene Ontology annotation, molecular function: GTP binding; GTPase activity.
AAGCCGCGUCUGGCUACGUCACUGCCGCACCUGCGCAGCCAUCUUGUAUCGGUGAGGAGUAGAAAAGAUAAGGAGAGGAAACCGAGGCGAACAGAGAAAGAGAAACGACGAACAUUCACGAUAAAAACCAGGAGAAAUUCAACAUUACCAAAUAGACAGCUGACCCUGGACACGGCACAAGACGGCAACUGCGAAAAAAGAAAGAAAUAGACAGCUGAAAAUAAUAACAAAAAAGGAAAAUCGUGUUAAGAUUUCAUUUCAGUAUAACGACCAGCCCCGCAUUCCCUGCUCGAGUCAUGAAUCCGGAAUAUGACUACCUGUUCAAGCUCCUCCUGAUUGGUGAUUCGGGGGUCGGGAAGUCCUGCCUCCUGUUGAGAUUCGCUGAUGAUACGUACACAGAGAGCUACAUCAGCACAAUCGGGGUGGACUUCAAAAUCAGAACCAUCGAGCUGGACGGAAAGACUAUCAAGCUGCAGAUUUGGGACACUGCUGGGCAGGAGAGGUUUCGUACCAUCACUUCCAGUUACUACAGAGGAGCCCACGGCAUCAUCGUGGUGUACGACGUCACGGAUCAGGAGUCGUACAACAAUGUGAAGCAGUGGCUGCAGGAGAUCGAUCGCUACGCCAGCGAGAACGUGAACAAGCUCCUCGUGGGAAACAAGUGCGACCUGACCACCAAGAAAGUGGUGGACUACACGACAGCCAAGGAAUUUGCGGACUCCCUGGCCAUCCCCUUCCUGGAAACAAGCGCCAAGAACGCCACCAACGUGGAGCAGGCCUUCAUGACGAUGGCAGCGGAGAUCAAGAGGCGCAUGGGACCCGGAACGACGAGCGACGCCAAGGCCAACUUGAAGAUCGACAGCACCCCCGUGAGGCAGUCGGGAGGUGGCUGCUGCUAGGACACCCACACCCGCAGCCCUGGGGAGGGGGAGGGAGCAGGGCUGGGCUGGGACUGGAGACUGGAGGCAAAGGGGAGGGGGGCUAACUCAGGGGUGUCAAACUCAGUUCACGGAGGGCCGCUGUGUCUACUGGCAACCCCCGAGCUCUCAAUCGCUUAACUGCUCUAAUUAUUUGAUUUAAUUGGUUUAACGCUUCUCUCCAGGCUUCAGAAUGUUUUAUAGGUAGCGAAUCAAGUGCAUUUUAAAAGUUAAAAGUUAAACACGUCCAAUUGAACUUGUAUUUAGAUCGAUGAAGCUAAUUGAGAGCUCAAGUUGGGAUGGAGACCAGGAGACCCCGCGGCCCUCGGACUGGCACGUGACCCCCCUGCUCGAACUGGGGGGCAGGGUGGAGGGGCAGAAACCCACACGCAGGCGUCGAAAUUAACAGCAAUACCCUCUUCUCGUCCUUUUUAAUGUAUUCCUCUUUAUCAUUUUAUUUUAUUGAGCACUGGUGAGUGUUUUAUAAUUAUGGACGGUCAAGUGUUUUUUUUUUUUUGUAACUGGUUUUUCACGGAGGGGAACUGGGACGGACUGGUCUAUAACAGCGCUGGAAAUGAACUCCCAGUUCCCCUCAACGUCCAGCUGCAGUCGACUUGUGAGGAGCUUUCAUUUUGUGCUGUUUUCACCGUGCAAUCUCGUGCUGCUUUUAUCUGUGUGUCCGCAAACCGCGCUGUAUCAUUUAAGCCUUUUUUUUGCUUCUAUAUGUUUACAGCAGUAUCUUAAAAACCGCCUCCCCAAAUCCUGACAAAUGAACACAGACGUUUUAUUUCGAGAGGUUUUGCCACAUCUCCGAGAAUGGCGCGCUGUGAACUUACUAAUCCUUUCUGUUCGGUGUCGACGCUUCAGUCGACUGAGCUGUUGAAGAAUUGUUAACCCUUGCAUGAACGUUUCGCUGUGUCGUGUGGACACAAGGCAGUGAUGCAGCUGUAAGCUGUUGAUUUUCAAUCUGUAUCUUGCACUAUGUUGACACUCUCCUCGUCACAAUUAACAAUAGCAGCGUUGCACUUUUAUAUAGAGCCUUUCAAAACUAGACCCUAUCAAAGUGCUCUAAGCGUUGGGUUAUACUUUGUAAAUGCAUCACUUCCCAGCAAUCUGACGGCUUAUUUAUUAUUAUUAUUAUUAUUAUUAUUAUUAUUAUUAUUUUUUUUUUUUAGACAUUUAGCAGACACUUUUAUCCAAAGCGACUCACAGAGACUAGGGGGGUGAACUCUGCUUCAUCAACAACUGCUGCUGCUGCUGCUGCAGAGUCACUUCCAAUAGGAACUCGUUUGUUUUACGUCUCAUCCGAAGGACGGAGCACAAGGAGGUGAAGUGACUUGCUGAGGGUCACACACACACACACACACACAGUGAGUCAGUGGCUGAGCCUGGAUUUGAACCUCUUGGUUUCCAGCCCCCUUUAACCUCUGGAUCAGCAAGCCUCCUACUUGGAUCCUGCAUAGAUUUUAAAAUACAACAUAAGGACAAGUAGAAUAUGUGAAAGAUAGGGUUGUCUAGCAAGGUUGGUGUAUGGAGUUCAUCCUUGCUUUACUUAUUUAUUUAUUUUUUUAAAACCCUCAUCAUAAAACUAUACAACAGUAGCAUUACAUACAGAGUAAACCAAAAUAAAAAAGUUGAUCAGCUUUUUAAAGAACGUUUUGUUUGUCGUUCAGGGGAAGCCUAAUGCGCCCGGUGAUUCAGAUCAGAACCUUGAAUUUGAAAUCUCCUGUUUGCAGGACAGUGUGUAGCUGGGAGAGGAGGAGUCAGGACCCAGCUGUGUUCCUUUCCCUCGCUAUAUUUUCCCCCUCUGUAACCAUAACUUGUGACUCCCAGCCAUUGAUGCGCAUUCAGCUAGAAAGAAAAGUUGUGUGACUGGUUUGUCGCUGCAUUUAAUACCCAACAGAAACACAGAUCCACAAAGAACAGAUGAUGAUGAUAAUAAUUCUCUCUGAAGAAUUUCAAUCAUGUUACUACGGAAGUUGAUGUGUUUUCUUGUUUAUUCACUCGAAUUAUUCUUAAUAAUAUUCAUGAUCCCAUAAAAAGGGGAAUACGCUCCUGAAAGUUUAUUUCGGAGUCAUGCUGCUGAGGGGGAAGCGUCGUGUCUUCCGUUCCACUGCGUUUAAAUAUUCUCUCUGUAAGGGAAGCCCUUCUCCUUGCCUAGAUCAAGCGAUGAAAUCAAUACCAUUUUAACUAAUUGAAUACAUCCGAGCGAUCGUGACAUUUUUAAGCCUUAUUUCUUUUAGAUUUUGGCUCCCUUUGGUUUCAAAUUCUCUCUGUACACGCUACACUACAGCCGACUUUAUGACCCACAGUCCUAGAAUCUUACUCAGCUGUGAACUGUUUUUAUUUCAUUUUUUUUUCCUACAACAGUGGUGUGAAGCAGCGUACGGAUCAUUUUUGCAAUGUUAUUUCUGUACGUUUCUGUCUCCUUUUAAUCUGUGAGCUGAGUGACAGACAGACAGGUGCAGCAGCACCUAAACCCCAGAACAGCUCGGGAAGAUUUCAGACUAGCAUUGAAGCAUUAUCUACAGUACAAGUAGGAAACACGAUUCUAGGAUACAGAAUGCAUCUCGGAAGCACUUCAUCACGUUGGCAGUCAGUAAAGCCAACCAUCUUUUUUUUACCAUUAUCAUACACACACAUACAUUAUAGAUAGAGAGAGAUAGAGAGAUAUAUUUACACACUGCAUUUUCCAUCCAGCUUGCAGGGCUCGUCAUCCGAAACGUCCUGAUUUAUGAUCAAUUAUUCACUUUUUUGUGUACCUACAUUAUCCUUCAUUUUUAUCCUUUUGGUACACAGCCAUUUAACUUUUUUCAAAUGCGUGUGUCCCAUUCUGUCACACAUUUUUUUCAUUACAUUUUUUUCAACAUUUUAAAACACUUUUGCCAGAACUGUGGAGUUCGAGAAGUGUUGCUUUGCCACAACUUUGAGGGGAAAAAAAAAAAAAUUAUAUAUAAUGCAUUAUAAAAUAUAUACAUAAAUGUGAAACUUUUAACAUGGUAGAAUGGUGCACCUAGUGACACAUUUUUCCCAGUUUAUUUUAAUAUAUAGCAAUGCUUAGCCUGUUACUGACAGGCUGGGAUCAUGCAACUUGUGGUGUAUUUUUAGUGAAGGCUGCACUCUGCUAGAAGGUUUGAAUCCCCUUCCCAUCUCCGCUCCACUGAAUCACACACACACACACACACACACACACACACACACGCAAGCAAUAUAAUGCAUGUGUGCAGUGAGAGUUUGUAUGUGCCUGUGUGUAUCAACUGGUUUUUUCACUCACUGUGGUUGGAGUGUAGUUUUUGUUUCAGAUGAAGCUCUCGUGAAGGGUGUUUGUUCCUCUGCCCCGUUUCUGACUCAAUGCUCUGUCUUGAGAGAGACGCAGCAACUGGUAGCUGUAGGAUAUUUUCAUUUGUUUGGUUCUCUCUGCAGUGGAAACUGAUUUCGCAUCCGUUUUAUGUUUUUUUGUUUUAUUAAUGUAUGGACCAAUUGUGCUACUUGUAUGAGAAGAGAUGUGUUUUGUUUUUUUUAACAUACAUGAGCAUUCAUAGGCGGUAGAAAAUGCAUGAACGAAACGAGAUUAGAAGGGUUUUAAUUUGAAUUAUAUUUAAACAAAAAAAUAAAAAUAACGAAUGUA